Messenger RNA from Oppiella nova, 2706 nucleotides. NCBI's taxonomy places the organism in Eukaryota, Metazoa, Arthropoda, Arachnida, Sarcoptiformes, Oppiidae. The record is from the annotation of a GenBank genome assembly.
AGGUUGGCGCCGGUAUUGAUAUCCGUGCAAAUACUGGCCGUACUGUCGACGGCACCGGUAGACAUGCCGCACACGCACCACAUAACGGCCCGCAUUAGACGGCAAACGUUUCCCAAUUAUAACUCAAACUUUAAUUUCCAAAACUUUUCAAACGCCAAUUCAUUCUUCCCUCCGCAACCGGACCUAUCGUCGGCGUUCAGGCAGCAGUUCCAGUCGAUAAACACCGGGAACUCCGACCAGGGAUUCAACACAAUCCGGCGUUUCCCGCAAUUCCCGUCCAGUAGUGGUCAGCCCUCGUCGGUGUUUGGCUCGCAGUCGUCGUCGCAGUUCGGCGCACAGCCCCAACAGCCGGCGCUCGACAACUCAGCCCUACUGCCCCGACAGCCUCAGGUGAUAUCCGUGCUGAGCGGGUCGGGUGUCGGCGCCCAUCAGGCGGUCUCGUGGAACCCGCCGCCCACUAUAGUACCCCCGGCGUCCACUAAUCGCCAGAAACAGACCCUUCAGAUCAGUCCUCAGCCGCAGUCGACGCCACUGUCGUCGUCGGUGUUCGGCUCGUCGUCGGCAUCGGAAGGGGAAAGGGAUGACGAGUCCCGACAGUCGCGAUUCGCGUCGUCCCAAUCGGGACCCCAAUCGCAGAGCCUAUUCCAGGGCUCGUCGGGUAAUACCCGCGACUUCGAGACGCCUGUGAACCGAGGCGGCGGACCCUCACUGCCGGCCCCGUCAUCGCCGGCAGCGUCGGCGGUGUCGUCGCCGUCGGGAUCCGCGUCUUCUUCGUCGUCCUCGACGGCCAACAAACCACAGAAAGACGAUGUCGUCAUAUAUUACUACUAUUACUACGACGACGACAAGAACAGCAGCAAACCUGCCGGCGCUGACCCAUCUCUAGACGCCAUACCAUCGCUGGAGUCGUUCGACCAAAACAGGAGUCCCAACAGAGGAGACAAACCGGGAAGAGUUGUCGUCAAGAAUAUGGACAAAGAGAUCGUGAAGCCGGCGAUCCCGUCGAGACCCACAGCCGCUGUCGUCGACCAGUCGUCGUUUGGCGGCCGACCCGCCGAUCACAGCGUCGACUCCCGGCGCCCAAUCACGCCGUCGACGCCCGCCUUCUUCGUGAACCCGUCGCCUGCGGCCACACAACCGCCCCAACAGUCGGUGCCCUCAUUCGGCUCCGCCUUCCAGAGUCAGCGGGAAGUGUUGACUCCGGGACAGGUAGUGGUGCCCACCCAACAGCCCCCGCUCGAGAGGACCAGUUCGGCGGUCAGUGUGUCGGUGUCAGACAGUGUCAACAGCGCCCCCGUCUCUAACAUAUUCCGUUACGGCUCGAGAGGGGCCCCCUUCGCGCCCACCGCUGGCGCCGGCAACGGCCCCUCGCAGAGCGUCAGCAGCACCAGUAGUGUCAGCUCUAGUAGCUCGUCGUCCAGCUCCAGCUCCAGUGUCUCCAACGGCAACGCCAUCAGCGGCGGCGUUAGUCCCGGUCGACAGCAGAGCUCAUUUCAGCCCCAAUUCCCGGGUCAGGCCUUCCGACACAUACCGCAGCCGUCGACUCAGGAGCCGCCGGUGAGCGCCGUCGUGACGCCCAGUACUCUCGGCUUCGGUCGCAUUACGUACACACCGGGCGACGGCUUCCCGCCACCCAAACAACCGGUGGACAACCAGUUGGACUCAUUGGGCCGACCGGCCAACCACUUCGAAUCCUAUACGGUGCCGACACACCCGCCGCCGCCCACCACUCUCAUCGUCACCGCACCGCCCACUACGAGCACCACCACAACCACGACCACUACGACGACCACAACCGCUCCGCCACCGCCGUCCUCGACGGCCGCCGCCGAGGAGGAGGCGCCCGACGCCCCGAAAAGAUUCGGUAACCGCCGGCGCUUUAACUCCGGUCGCACGCCUUUCCUCAAUAGAGUCCGCUCGACGACCAGCACCAGCACCACAACCACCGCCAGUCCCACCACACGAGUCAGGGCCACACGACCGCCGGCCACAGGAGGCUUCCGGCAAAGGCCCGGGAGGUUCAGGAAACGACCGGGAAGUGAGCCGACGGCCGACGAGGAGUCGACGCCAGCGGUCAGCAACCCGUCGACCGCCGCUCCUCCAGCGCCCUCUCAGUCAUCGGCGGUCGAAGCGGUGACAACACCAGCGCCUCCCAGAAGGUUUGGCCCCGGAGGAGGGCGUCGUUUCGGUGGCGCCCCCUCGCGCUCGCCAGUCAUCAACAGAAUUCAAGCGUCAGGCGCCGCCCAAUCGACUACCAGCGCCCCCGCAGCGGCGUCUACCCGAGCGCCUGUAGUCUCAAUCCGGAAACCGGGCGGUCCGUUGACGGCCUCCCGAAAUCGACCGCAACUUCGCGGACGACUGCCAUUCCCCAGAGGCAAUAGGAAUCAGGAGGCGGUCGACGAGUCGAGUCCCGCAACGCCUCCCGUAGCGCCUUCUGAAGCGCCGGUAGCUGCCGACAAGCCGUCCGAAGCGCCGCCGCCGGCAGUGGAGUCGAGUUCUCCGGCGUCAGCGCCCAAUACCCCCGAAAUGGCCGACAAUCAGCCGCCCGAAGAGCCGCCCGCAGAGGCGUCGCCCCCUCCCAGCCCUACGGAAAAGCCUAAGGGAAGGCAAUUGAGACCACUGUUCGCCAAUAGGCAGCGCUCGAGUCUGUUCGGCAGGCGGGGAGCGGGAGGCGCCGCCCCUGCAGCCAACGGCGGGACCGCCUAA